Messenger RNA from Morus notabilis, 2930 nucleotides. Its product is annotated as putative receptor-like protein kinase At3g47110. Bases 1 to 2871 code for a protein of 956 amino acids. The record is from RefSeq and is a predicted model, not a curated record. Lineage: Eukaryota; Viridiplantae; Streptophyta; Magnoliopsida; Rosales; Moraceae. Gene Ontology annotation, molecular function: ATP binding; protein kinase activity; protein binding. The transcript is spliced from 5 exons. Gene Ontology annotation, biological process: protein phosphorylation.
AUGAAACUUGAGAACCUCACUAGUUCAUUUGCUUUUUGGUCUUUGUUCCUUCAUGUGAUUCUUCUCUAUUUUGUGAGCUUAUUACAACAGACAGGCACCGUUGCCAAUACAUUAGGCAAUGAAACUGACAGGUUUGCUCUGCUCAAAUUCAAAGAAAUGAUUUCCAGCGGUCCGUAUGGAGUCAUGAGCUCGUGGAACGAUUCCGUUCACUUUUGCAAAUGGCCUGGAAUUUCAUGUGGCAAACGACAUCAAAGGAUAACAGCCUUGGACUUACAUGGCUAUAACUUGAGAGGGCUCAUGUCACCUUACAUUGGAAACCUCAGCUUUUUGAGGUUCAUUUACCUUGGUGAAAAUAGUUUCUUCGGUGAAAUCCCACCGCAAGUCGGUCAUCUGCGUCGGCUGCGACAUCUCAAUCUUAGUUACAACAUGUUGCAAGGAAAAAUUCCGGUCAACUUGAGCCACUGCUCAAAGCUGAGGAUCUUAAGACUCCGAAAAAACAAACUUACUGGAGUGAUUCCCUUGGAGCUUGGCUCUUUGCUAAAGCUUGUGGAGCUUGGUCUUUCCGUUGAUAAUCAUUUUAAAGGCAUUCUUCCUCCCAACAUCGGCUUCACACUACCUAAUCUUCAGAUUUUUUUCAUUAGUGGUAAUGAAUUCUCUGGGACAAUUCCAAGUUCUAUUCCGAAUGCUACUGAACUUCAAGUAUUUGAAUGUUUGGAUAAUAAAUUUUUCGGACAAGUUCCCACUAAUUUGGGAAAUCUUCCGGAUCUUCGGUGGCUCGGAUUAGGUCGUAAUAUCUUAGGAAAUAAUUCAGCUAAUAGCUUGGAUUUUAUUCCACCUUUAACAAAUUGUAGCAAACUAGAAAUAUUGGGUCUGAGUGAGAACAAUUUUGGAGGUGUUUUACCCAACUCUAUAGCUAAUUUGUCAACCCGACUCACUAAGCUUUUUCUUGAAGCCAAUCAAAUAUCUGGAAGUAUUCCUACAUCGUUGGAAAAUCUGGUAAACUUAAUGAUCUUGUCCAUGUGGGAUAAUCGGUUCACUGGUGUUAUUCCAACUUCUCUUGGGAAGUUGCAAAAUUUACAGGUUUUGUAUUUGGACCACAACAGAUUAUCUGGAAAGAUCCCUUCAUCCAUAGGAAACCUCAUUCAUAUAUCUGAUCUUUUUCUAGGACAUAACAGGUUAGAAGGAACUCUUCCUCCAAACUUUGCAAACCUCCGAAAUAUGCAAUACCUUGAUAUUUCAAACAACAACCUAGGUGGAGCAAUACCCAAAGGAGUUUUAAGUCUUCUCUCACCUAUCCAUUUUGACUUUUCUUCGAACUCAUUCACCGGAAGCCUUCCUAUGGAAGUGGGUAAGCUAAAGAAUAUAAAUCAGCUUGAUUUGUCGGAAAACAAUCUGACUAGUGAGAUUCCAGAAACAAUUGGGGAUUGUCAAACUCUCGAAUUCCUUCUCCUCCAAGGAAAUUCCUUCCAAGGUAUCAUGCCUUCUACAUUGGCUUCUUUAAGAGAGGGAGAAGUACCAAAGAAAGGUGUAUUCCAGAAUGCAAGUGCUGUAUCGUUUGUUAGAAAUUCUAAGCUCUGUGGUGGUGUACCGAAAUUGCAGCUUCCUCCAUGUCCCAUCAAAGCAUCAAAGAAACGAAUGACAGUAGAUCUCAAACUGAAAAUCAUAAUAGUUUCAGUGGUUGUUCUUUUCCUUCUGCUUUCAGCUUUGCUUGUCUUUUAUUGGAGGAGGAAAUAUGUUAGCAAAUCGCCUUCUGCACUCUUAGAAAUAAGCUUCCUUUCCACUGUUUCAUACAAAAGGCUCUAUCAGGCAACUAGUGGAUUCUCUCCAAGCAUGUUGAUCGGAACAGGAAGCUUCGGCUCUGUAUAUAAAGGAAUUCUUGAGCAAGAAGAAAGUGUAGUUGCUGUGAAGGUCCUCAAUCUUCAGCAGAAAGGAGCUUCCAAGAGCUUCAUUGAUGAAUGCAAAGCAUUGAGAAAUAUCCGGCAUCGGAAUCUUGUUAAGAUCUUAACAUGUUGCUCGAGCAUGGAUUACAAGGGCAACGACUUCAAGGCUUUAAUAUUUGAGUAUAUGUCUAAUGGAAGCCUAGACAAGUGGCUGCAUUCGUUGGAGGGUGGAAAUAACCAAUCAAUGGGUUUGAACCUAAUUCAGAGGUUAAAUAUUGCUAUAGAUGUGGCAUCUGCAAUAGACUAUCUUCAUGACCAUUGUGAACAGUCGAUUAUUCACUGCGACUUGAAACCUAGCAAUGUCCUUCUCGACAAUGAAAUGAUUGGUCAUGUUAGUGACUUUGGAUUAGCAAGGUUGGUCUCAAACACCACCGGUCUAUCCGCAAGUCAAAGUAGCACAAUUGGAAUAAAGGGAACUAUUGGCUACAUUGCUCCAGAGUACGCAACCGGUGGUGAGCCAUCAAAACAGGGAGAUGUCUAUAGCUAUGGGAUCCUUGUGUUGGAGAUGUUCACAGGAAGAAGGCCCACUGAUGAAAUGUUCAAAGACGAUUUCAAUCUCCAUAACUUCGUUAAGAUGGCAUUGCCGGAAAGACUUGUGCGAAUUGUGGACUCUUCUCUUCUCCCCACAGAAGUAGAAGAAAACGCAACGAGAGCUAGUGAAGAUCGAAGAGACAAUGGGAACAAUGGAAGCGUUGAGAUUGACAUAGAAGAAGAAAACAUCGACUUCGAAAACCGGAACCAAAUCAGCGCUCAUCUGCAGAAGUGCUUGGUUUCGGUCCUGGAGAUUGGACUUGCAUGUUCAAAAGAAUCACCAAAUGAGAGAAUCAACAUUGGAGAUGUGACCAGGGAGUUACAGCACAUCAAAAAUGCUUUUAUGGAUGUUGAAGUCCGUGGACAGAGAAGAAGGUCCAGCCAAAUAAGAGGUGCUUGAAACUUUUCUAAUAGGAAUCAGACGAUGAACUUGCAAUCUGCUCUUCAACCGAAGUGGUC